AUACACGCAAUUCUCUUGUUCCAAUUUCAUUCAACUUGUUGUUGUGUGCCUUAGUGUAAGCAUUACUAGCACUUACGAUCCACUUGCUUUUGUUUACAUUAAUUUGUACUUUUGUGCAAAUUAAAUUGAGCAAAAGUAAAAUAAAGUAAAAUCCGAUCUUGCUCGAAUUAUUUAUGAGACAAACUGUGAACAUAAUGCGACUUAUGCUUAGGACAAUAAAUCCUACGGGCUCGAAUCAUAGCGGUUCCGUUAUAUUUCUUCAUGGCUCUGGUGAUACCGGAACAAAUUUAAUUGAAUGGAUACGAUUUUUAUUGGGACGUGAUAUGGAAUUUCCGCAUAUAAAAAUGAUAUAUCCAACGGCUCCAUUACAACCAUAUACACCAUUAGGCGGUCAAAUGUCCAAUGUAUGGUUUGAUAGACGUGCCAUAUCGAUUGACGCUUUUGAAAGUCGUAAAAGUAUGGCCGAAAUAUAUGAAGAUAUUCAUGAAAUGAUCAAUGCAGAAGUGUCUGCUGGCAUACCAUUAGAUCGAAUAAUAAUUGGUGGCUUUUCAAUGGGUGGAGCAUUAGCUUUGCAUAGCGGUUAUCAUUUAAAUACGGAUUUAGGUGGAGUUUUUGCCUGCUCUUCAUUUUUAAAUCACGAUUCGAUAGUUUAUGAUUCUUUAUGCAAUCGUACAACACCUGGUACACGAUUGCCAGAAUUAUUAAUGUUUCACGGCGAUCGAGAUAAUUUAGUGCCAUCGGAAUGGGGAAAAGAAAGCUUUGAUAAUCUUAUUAAGCUUGGCGUUGAAGGCGCAUUUAACAUAUUACCGAAUACGUUACACGAAUUGAAAAAACGUGAACUUUUAGAUAUACAAAAAUGGAUUUUAACAAAAUUGCCAGCAUUGGAUAAUAAUGACGGAUGAAAUUAAAUUUCAAUUUUUUUUUUUGCUUUUUUUGUAAUUAUUCUUAUUGGAAAAAU
Glossina fuscipes is the source of this 958-nucleotide messenger RNA. RefSeq names its product lysophospholipase-like protein 1. The coding region runs from base 174 to 902 and encodes 242 amino acids. Gene Ontology annotation, cellular component: cytoplasm. Gene Ontology annotation, molecular function: palmitoyl-(protein) hydrolase activity; carboxylic ester hydrolase activity. Gene Ontology annotation, biological process: protein depalmitoylation. The transcript is spliced from 2 exons. The record is from RefSeq and is a predicted model, not a curated record. Lineage: Eukaryota; Metazoa; Arthropoda; Insecta; Diptera; Glossinidae.